AUGGAGGAGGCGCUGUGCCAGGUGCUGGCGCUGCUCGUGCUGGACUCCGACGGUGAGCGGCUGGCGGUGAAGUAUUCCGCCGUCGCGCGUCGUGAGCUGUGGCCUAGCGUCGAGGCGCAGGUCGCGUUUGAGAAGAUGAUCAUCAGCAAGCUGCCCAAGCUCGGCUCGGCAAAGAGCGAGGUGGAUGUCGCGGUGAUCAAGGAGUACACGGUGCUUUUCCAGGCUUGCAACGAUGUGGUCGUGUGCGCGGUGGCCUCGAGCACAGAGAACGAACUGGCGGUGAUGCAGCUCGUCGAGGGUAUCUUCUCGUCGGCGAACAACUGCUCGCACGCCACCAACUUUCUGUCCACGGGCCUUAGCAAGCAGCUCGUGCUGGACAAGCUCUCCGACGUACUUUUUAUCCUCGAUGAGGUCGUGGACGAUGGCAUCAUCAUGGAGACCGACGAGGAGAAGAUCACCGCCCGGAUCAAGAUGAUCGACGAGACCCAGGUGUCGCAGCAGGCGCAGGCCGAGGAGGUGUUCACCAAGGCGACCCAGAGCGCCAAGCAGAAGUUGCUGAGCUCCCUGAUGGGCGGCCGCGGGUGA
This is a messenger RNA of Prorocentrum cordatum, 585 nucleotides long. The record is from the annotation of a GenBank genome assembly. Lineage: Eukaryota; Dinophyceae; Prorocentrales; Prorocentraceae.